Messenger RNA from Tetranychus urticae (two-spotted spider mite), 1362 nucleotides. RefSeq names its product mitochondrial import inner membrane translocase subunit TIM50-C. Lineage: Eukaryota; Metazoa; Arthropoda; Arachnida; Trombidiformes; Tetranychidae. The record is from RefSeq and is a predicted model, not a curated record.
CAUCGAUACUCGGAUACUUGAAUCCACAUGUUUAUCAGCUGACAAAUUAAUCUUUUUUUUUAGUAUUCAAUUUUCAGUAAUUUGUCGUUUUAAUAAAUAUCUGUAUCAUGUUUGUGAUUAAUGGUCGUGCUGUAUUUAGCGUUGCCUCGUGCCUCCGUAAAGUGACAGUAAAACAUCUAUUGGUAAAUCGAGCACGUCCUGUAUUUUGUUUGGAUACUCAAGCAUUUUCUGUUAGCAGUAAUAAUUUCGAUCCUUUUCAUGGUGCUGUAAGCAAUCUUUUUCGCCACAAAAGUUCAUUUCAUCGUUUUAUUUCAACUGUAAAUAUCAACGAUGACGAAGCAAAAGAAAAGAAACGAAAAAUGGAAAGAACUGUUCGAUGGAGUAUGUGGGGAUUGCUCACAUUUUUCACCGGUUCCACUGUUUUAGCUCUCCAUGAAUGGGGUAAACCUGAACUUGACGAAGAAGGAAAACCUAUUCGUGACCAAUUCUCCGAAAGAUCCAUCGCUUUACAAUAUAUUUUAAGGACUAUUGAUAAAUUCAAAAGGGAAUGGCAAAUUUAUAAAGAACCAUCACGGGACUUAUUGCUUCCUCCGCCAUUGGAGCAUCCUUAUAUCCAACCUAAAUAUACUUUAGUCAUAGAAUCAAAUGGUUUACUAUUUAAUCCAGAAUGGACCUACAAAACAGGCUGGAGAUUCAAGAGGAGACCCUUUGUCGAUUAUUUUCUUACUCAAUGUGGCCCACCUUUAUUUGAAGUUGUUGUUUUCACCUCAGACUCUGGUUGGACAACAGCAGGAAUGAUUGAAAGUUUAGAUCCUAAAGCAAAUGUGAUGCAUUGGCUUUUCCGAGAUUCAACCCGAUACAUGAAUGGAGUUCGUCUUAAAGAUUUAAAUUGUUUGAAUAGAGAUCUGUCCAAGGUAAUCAUGGUAGAUUGGGAGAAAGAUGCCUGUCAAUUGAACCCAGAUAAUUGUUUAAUAUUAAAAAAAUACGAAGGAGAAGAUAAUGACAAAGUAUUAUUUGAAUUAGCGCUUUUCCUGCGCACCAUUGCAGUUCAAGAUGUUAAUGAUGUUAGACCUAUUAUUCGUCAUUAUCAACAAUUCGAUGAUCCACUGGAGGCUUUCAAAGAAAAUCAAAGAUUAGCCAUGGAAAAAGAAGAAGAACAGAAAAACAAAACAAAGAGUCAGUCAUUUGUGAGCACAUUUAAGCGUAAAUAGUUCUAAUCACAUAGUCCUAAUUGUAACUAAAGCAUUGUAACUAAAAACUUAUCUUACUAAAAACUAUUGUCAAACUUAUUGUAUCCGUAAAUUUGACGAAAAUUAUCUUGUUUAUUUUCCAGUCAGAAUAAUAAAUAGUGAUUUAAAAUUA